AUGGGCGUGGGAGUAGGCGACGACGGGCACGACGGCAGCAUGGAUAGAGACGCUUUGCUGCGAGAGAGAGCACGCGGACCUGGCGAGGACCGUGGAACCUGCCGCGAUGCAGAAGUGUUCCGCUCUCCGGAAGAGCGAGAGCGGCGCCGCGAUGAGAGAGGCUGUUGGCGAGGUUUCGGGGAACGUCCCCAGGGACGGGGAGGAGACAUGGGUGGCGACGACCCAGUGGGGAUCCGGCAAGAGAACGUGGCAGCGGAGCAAGGCGCGGAAGAAGAUGAGGAGCACCCGGGGCUGCAGGUCAAAGAGGCCGAUGAAGGAAAGGACGGCGACGACCAGGCAGCGGGAACAGGUGAGGCUGAACCCGCGCAGGCAGACGAGAGCGCUGGCGCGAGCCAGGCGGCAGCCAAAGAAUCGAGGGCCGCGCCGAGGGAAGCGCGCGACCGAGACGUCAGCCGUGGGGAAGAGCAGCGAGCAAAGGGCUUACUGCGCCAGGAGCAAGUGACGCCAGACGACGGCGUUCGAGCUGCACUGGCGCAGAGGCUGCAUGGCAAGGGGAAGGCAGAGCGGUCGUGCAUGCUGGAGAAGGAUCGGCACCAUGGAGAAUGGCGCGUAGGCAACUUCCGCCGUAUGGUAGGCGACAGGAGCAGGACGGCUCGAGCGGCGGCGGUGUGCGUUCGCCAGAACUGCAGCAAGCGCGCAGUGGCAGAAAGAAGGAUGAGUCGCGCUCACGGGAGCCGCACGGGCGCCGCGGUGGCAGGAAGGAAGGCACGAGGAGGAGCGGGGGUCACAGGAGCGCCGCGGUCAGCAGCACGGGGAACACAAUGGCAUGGGGCGCUCACCGGAGCUCCACCAGCAGCGCAGCAGGAGGGAAGGCACCUGGUCACCGUCACCAAAGAGGCAGCAGCAGCGCGGCAUCAGGAGGUGGGAAGGGCGGAGGAUGCACGACCCGCCCACGCAGCAAUGGGGACGGGCGGAAGAGUGGGCAGGGCCGAGGGAAAGGCACCGCGGGGUGGAAGGUAG
This is a messenger RNA of Closterium sp. NIES-65, 1020 nucleotides long. The record is from the annotation of a GenBank genome assembly. Lineage: Eukaryota; Viridiplantae; Streptophyta; Zygnematophyceae; Desmidiales; Closteriaceae.